ACCUGUAAUGCCUUAAGUUACAAAACGUCAGGAAGGAGAUGUUUGUCCGUAAAAUUACCCUGAAAUGAGCGAGUUUCCCCCAGAACAGCAGGGAAAAUCAGUUACCGACUGUAAACUCGUUCUACAAAUUAAAAGAUCAUGUCAGCAAUCAAGGUUGCCCUGCAGCAAAGCCCGAAGGGUAGACGAAGUAAAACCGCAAAGACAAUGUCUGCCGAAGUGUCUCCAGACUCCAAGUGCCCCAUCUGUUUGGAUGCAUUUCAUAACAUGUCGUACUUGGACCGCUGCCUGCACAAAUUCUGCUUCCGCUGUAUUCUGGAGUGGUCGAAGAACAAACCCGAGUGUCCACUUUGUAAACAGCCAUUUAGUUCAAUCUAUCACAGCAUAAAAUCGGACCAGGACUUCCAGAAGUAUGAGCUGAAACAGCAAGUGGAUAAUUCCUCCUUUGGUUAUUUCGAGGGAGUGCGGUUUAGGUACCGAACGACUCUCACUGGAGUUCAUCGACAGAUGAGGAGAACCUCUCCGCCUCCAGACAACGGUGUAAUGUUUGAAGCCUCUGCAAAUUUCCAACAGCAGCGGCAGGAUCGUUACAUUCGACGCAUGAUGAGUAGGUUGGCGGCUAAGAGGAGAGCUGCGAGUGAAGGCAGGGCUGUGAACAACGUUAGGGAGCAGGAAAUGAUCAACUUCAGGAGGGAGCUGUACCGACGGGGGGUGAGGGUUCAAAACGUGAGAGACGGAGGGCGCUCCCGAGACACCUCUGCUGAAUUUUACCGAAGAAAUCCCGCCUGUCUACAUAGACUGGUCCCGUGGUUGAAAAGGGAACUCAUGGUGCUUUAUGGGGCCCACGGCUCUCUGGUCAACAUAGUUCAGCAUAUCAUCAUGUCACGCAUCACACGCUACGACAUGGAGGACGGGGCCAUCCAGGGAGAACUCAGACCCUUUCUGCAGGGCCGGACGGAGCAUUUUCUGCACGAAUUUAUCAAUUUUGCAAGGUCUCCCUUCAAUAUGGAGGCCUAUGACCAGCAUGCUGUUUAUGACUGCCCAGCGCCCUCUUCAAAUGAGCACAGCAGCUCCAACUCAUCUGUAAUCGCCAUCUCAGAGGAGGAGGAAAGCUCUGCCGAUGUGGAACCUCCUGGGAUCGCCGCUUCUGCUUUGGGUCAGUCUUUAUGGGACGAUGAGACACCAGGGCCGUCAUAUUCUACUGCAGCAGAGACCAGCAGACCACAACUUGGUUCAGUCCUGGAAUUGGACUCAGAGAGCAGCUCAGAGGAGGAACCGCUAGAGCUUAAUGUUUCUCCACAAGAGAUUACAUCGCAUAGCCCAGUCAAUGUUGCUUGUGCUGAGCGCACAGAUAACGGCUGCACGUCUCCUGACAGUGACGACUGUGUUAUAGUGGGAUACAUUAAGCCAGCGGCAGAGCGGACUCCAGAGCUGGUCCAUCUCUCCUCUGACUCUGACGACUCUUCCAUUGAGGAGACCAAGGACGCUCCCAUCCAGUCCCAACACAUCCGUUUCACCAGCUGUAGCCCUGCUGCUUCACACAGAAGCGAUUCUAGUAGGGCUAAAAAUGUCCAAACAGACCACCGACAUCGGUCGUCUUCAAAAGACAGACCUAAAUCAAAAGUACACAAACACUCCAGAACGGAUAAACGAUUUGAAGAAAGAGAAAGAGCAACGGAGAGACGCAAGUCGAAGGAGAAAGAGCACAAGAGAAAGAAGAGCAACUCGAAGAGCAGAGGGAGCAAGCACUCCAGAAGUCCGGUAAUUUCUCACGGCAGUUUCGGCUCUCAUUCCAGCAGUGGACACUUCUCAAAUAGUGACAGAGUCCACGCGGAGAGGGACAGCUACCAGUCAUACACCCAUUACAGGCAUGAGAGGAACGGCAGCGUGACUCACUACACACAGAGGCGGUCCUACUAUUACAGCAGCCGCACGUACUCACCCUCUGAGUCCAGGAGUCGCAGCAGGGACUCCUCUCAGAGAAGACACAGGAGGCGGCCCCGAUCCGGGUCUCAGUCCAGCCGAUCCCCUUCGCCUGAUAGGAGGUCUCAUCAUGACAAGCCUGGAGGCAAAAGGAAAUGCAAAGCAAAACAUCUGGAGGAGCCACCCAAAAAAGACCAAAACCUCUCCAACGAAAGCGACUCGGUGUCUGUAACGAAACACAAGAAGAAAAGCAAAGAGAGGCACCAUAAAAAACCUAAAGACAGGUCGAGGAAGAGGAGCGGGAGCAGAGAACUUGACAGUGAACGACACAGACACCACCAUAAGAAGAAGAAGAAACACAAAAAGAAAAGUAAAAAAAGCAAGAGCACUGAGCGCAAAUCGAAGUCCUCAACAAAUGUGAUCACCAUCGAAAGCGACAGCGAGUCUAUUGCCAAUCAGGGUGUCAGUCCUGUCAGCAGGACCACUGAAAAUCCCUCUGACUGCGCUGCUGCUGAUGACAGAGUAAACCUCACGCCUGCGGACCACAGUUUACAAUCACAUUGAUGCAUCGAACCUUCAUUUCUACAACUGCCAACAAGUAUUUCACAUCAGAACUAUUUCUGCUAUGUUCAAGGUUACAAAACCACACAGGAAACUUUAAAUGGUGUCUAAUUACUGUUUUUUAUUGAUAAAAUGUUUUCUUACAGUAAAAUUCAUUUGUCAGCCAUGCAUCAGGCAAGCAAUCAUCUCUAUAUUCAAAGCAGCAAUUUUUUAUUCAGUAUCGACUCCAUAUAAAGUAUGUCCUAAAUCAAGCUGUUUUAUCCUGAACACAACAAUGUAAGCAAGGGAGAGGUAAACCUAUUUGGAGUUAGAUCUUUUGUGUAACAAUAAGCUCUUAUUUUGUAAAACAACAAAGUAUAAUUUUUGCAAUUCAAUAUGCAGUAGUCGCUGCUCUUUCAGGGAUUUAAGUACCUUUCUGUUUUUAUAGAUCUGUAAUAUUUAUGGGUAAUUUUAGCUCUAAGUGGCUCAGUUACGAUGGUAUUUUGACUUC
Molecule: messenger RNA, 2971 nt
Organism: Cyprinodon variegatus (sheepshead minnow)
Lineage: Eukaryota; Metazoa; Chordata; Actinopteri; Cyprinodontiformes; Cyprinodontidae
Gene: topors
Product: topoisomerase I binding, arginine/serine-rich, E3 ubiquitin protein ligase
Exons: 2
Coding region: 139-2484 (781 amino acids)
Biological process (GO): protein polyubiquitination; protein monoubiquitination
Molecular function (GO): ubiquitin protein ligase activity; metal ion binding
Source: RefSeq, a predicted model, not a curated record